AUGAAAUUUUUCAAACAAAGUGAUGAAAUACUUACCAAAAUCCUACUUGCUUCUUGAACCGAUAUUUUGAACUUAUGUGCUUCGUUAGUCUCGUACAAUUACACACAGCUGAAAGAAUGAAAGAAUAAUGAGUCCGGAACUUCGUUGAUUGUGAAAAUUUUCCUUGCCUCCGGGACAAUGAGUAUAUUUAUUCGAUGUAAACAGUGGACACGAGGACGAUGAGCGUUAAUGAGCGUCAAGAAAUUUACGAGGCAUAACAGAAAGUUUAAAGGAACUGACCGCUACAAUUCUCGACGAGUCUGAUUUUAACAAGACGUUGAAAGAAUUCGCGUACACAUAUUGCGAAAGACGAAAAUUUUUCAUUCGACGAUUCUAAAGAUGACAUUCAAAUCUUUGAUGAAUCUCGGAGGCUUGAAUGAUCCUUAUCAUCCCGGCAUUGAUAGAUAUCAUGGUUCUGGUGGUUAUCAUCACGGCGAAUAUGGAGGAUACUAUCAUGGUUCACGAGGAAGUAACAAAAGUAAAAAUGACAAAGGAGCUGCACUUAGCGCCUUGACUUUACUCGCUUUCCUGUUCCUAUUAAACGUCAUGCAGCAAUCGAUGCAAGAAAAUAAUAAUACAACUCCGACACCGACAUCCACGAUAUUUUUACGCGAUAUAGAUCAACCGAUAGUGAUAGAGGAGAAGGAGAAAAAGAGGGAUGAGACGAAGAGGGAUGGUAUAAUAACUGUAAAAUCCAAGAUUCAAAGGCUUAACAGUCAAUAUAUUAAAUGAAAUCAGAUUAGUACACAAUGAUUUGGUACAGAGUAGUUAAAAGUACUUAGAUGAAUAAAUGAAGAAUAUUUUUUGGAUCGAGAUC
Molecule: messenger RNA, 856 nt
Organism: Apis florea (little honeybee)
Lineage: Eukaryota; Metazoa; Arthropoda; Insecta; Hymenoptera; Apidae
Source: RefSeq, a predicted model, not a curated record